Agrilus planipennis (emerald ash borer) is the source of this 1082-nucleotide messenger RNA. RefSeq lists its product as uncharacterized. The record is from RefSeq and is a predicted model, not a curated record. The transcript has 3 exons. NCBI's taxonomy places the organism in Eukaryota, Metazoa, Arthropoda, Insecta, Coleoptera, Buprestidae. The coding region runs from base 95 to 643 and encodes 182 amino acids. Gene Ontology annotation, molecular function: structural constituent of cuticle.
UCUGUCAAAUGGGUGUACAAGGCGUGGAACGGGUAUAAAAGCGGUAAUUUUAUUCUGAUUGUCACUGUUUAUUUGUUCGAACUAAAGAAACAACAUGUUUGUAAAACUGGUAGUAUUGGCUUGUAUUUCGUCUGUCGCCCUCGCGGCGUACAAUGGCCCAUUGGCUGGCGGUGAACCUGCUCAUCGUUACCCAGCUGGAGUCGACCCAUCCGCAUGCCCCAACUUCCCCCACUGCAACAACCCCGCCGUAGCCGUUAAUCAGCAACCAGCCCACGCAUGGAACGCCCAACCACAAUGGAACGCAGCUCCCCAAAACCAAUGGAACCCAGCUCCCCAGAAUCACUGGAACGCUGCCCCUCAAAACCAAUGGAACGCAGCUCCCCAACAAUGGAACGCACAACCAUCGUGGAAUGGUAAUCAAAACGCCCUCGACAGUGGUGCUUAUACCGGCGAUGGUGACUGGCACGGAGAAGGACUUGCCGAAGCUGGUGCUUUCGGUGACAUCAGCCACAACUUCAAUGAUCCUGCCCCAGGACACCCAAUUCCCCAAGCUGCCCACCACGUUCCAGUGCCUGGACUUCCCGCUCAACUUCCCGCAGGUGUUGACGCACACGCCUGCCCCAACUACCCCUACUGCCACUAAAAAUUUAAAAACAAGCUAGACACCAGCUGACAAACUGUUGUACAGAUAAAAUAUAGAGUAACUCACUGCGAUAGCAGUAAUAAGCCUACGCUGUGUUAAAAUUAUAAAUUCAUCUAUCUUACUCUUCUUCUUUUUUCAAUUAUUUUAAUUUCUGUUUACUUUCUCGCUAUUUCUUUCUCUUGUUCUUGCUCUCUGUCCUUCUGCUCUCAUCUGAAAGUCUGUUAUUUAAGGUAAACUUUUCUAUCAUUUUAUAGUGUAAAUUUAACCUUGCAGCAGGUGCGUGCAGCGGGUAAAUGCCUCGUAAGCAGUAACAACCAAUGGAUUAUCUACACUUUUUUUUUUGUAUAAUAGACUCUCUUGUAUAUACUAUGUAUGUCGCAUGAUUGAAUAUUACGAGUGCUUGUACAAAAAGUGAGAAAUAAAGUCAAAUGAUAUUUUA